Talaromyces stipitatus ATCC 10500 is the source of this 1198-nucleotide messenger RNA. RefSeq lists its product as uncharacterized. The coding region runs from base 12 to 833 and encodes 273 amino acids. The transcript is spliced from 2 exons. Lineage: Eukaryota; Fungi; Ascomycota; Eurotiomycetes; Eurotiales; Trichocomaceae. The record is from RefSeq and is a predicted model, not a curated record.
UACGCAAAGUCAUGCAGGUCUCAACACCAGACUCUGAAUACGAGUAUGAAUACGAUGCCACAGAGACAGAGACCUUCUACGUCAAUAUCGAUUUAACCUCCUACAAUGGACCCCUCCGUGUACCGCGUGGAUACGCGUCCUCGACAACAGAGCAGCCCAGCAGGCCCGACGAAGACGCCGAAGAAGCCGCAUCACCGCCACAAGACAGGGGAGAAGUAACCGGAAAACGCAAACGGGUCGACGGCAAUGAAUCCUUACACGAUAUCGCGACCGAUGAAGUCGAGGUUGAAGAUGACGAUCAGAUACAAAUCAUGGAAUUGCAUAGCAAGAAUCCUUAUAUUUCUUAUCGGAAUCAUAUAUUUAGCUGUGAAUGGGCGGAUAUGAUUGGGACUGAUAUGCAUUUCGUUCGUCGCGAGGAUUCGGAGCCUGAUCCGACAUAUCUCAAGCACGCGGAUGGAUAUUCGUUGAUUGCAGCGAAUCCCAUAAAGAUUAUUGGGCGACGGGUGCAUGUUGCUCGUUCGUCUGUUACUGCCAAACCGAAUGAGAAAGAAAUUUCCUCCGCGACCUUUGCGCACGAUAACAGAUCCUCUCAAGUCCGCUUCUUGCAAGAACUUAUGGACAUCAAACGUGAAAAAGGGGAGACGGAUAUGGUGCGGAUGACGUAUGGGUCGAGACGUAACCAGCAAUUUGAGGAUAGGAUAAGCAAAUGGGCUCAUACGGAAGAACGAGUCAAUAUGAUUCACCAAUUGAACCGGGCGGCUCUUGGAGGUGAUUCUGAGGCAUUGAACAAGCUGGAGGAGUUGUAUACUCAGAUAGAGCAGACACCGGAUUGAUGCUACUAUCAGAUCACCCACGGUUACGAUAUUUACAAAUUACGGCACUUCUCCAGUAACCCAAUGAGGAGCUCUUCAUGAGCAGAUUGAUUCAACAGAAAGACAAUAUAUUAUCCGCACAGCAGCGACGCAAAUUCCAUCCCAUAUCCAUGCCAGCUUCCUGUUCGCGACGCCAGUCAAAUCGAUCUAUAUUACAUAUGCACAAUAUCAACAAACAUCAAGUCUCAACAAGACGGGUUCAACGAGGACUCGAUGGAAGCCCCACGGGUGACGGCGCGGGGCGGCGGAUCUGAAACUGAUGGUCUGAAAACUCGACAUGCGUCGCGGAUGAAGAGGACUUAAUGAAUGAUUUCGGCAGUAUGGAA